Molecule: messenger RNA, 3902 nt
Organism: Pomacea canaliculata
Lineage: Eukaryota; Metazoa; Mollusca; Gastropoda; Architaenioglossa; Ampullariidae
Product: cAMP-dependent protein kinase type II regulatory subunit-like
Exons: 2
Coding region: 2081-3268 (395 amino acids)
Biological process (GO): regulation of protein phosphorylation
Cellular component (GO): cAMP-dependent protein kinase complex
Molecular function (GO): cAMP-dependent protein kinase regulator activity
Source: RefSeq, a predicted model, not a curated record
AUAUUACUCUAGUUAGGGUGCAGAUGUAAUGCGCAUGUAAAAGUUUAAGUAGGUAGAUAUGCAAAUUUCAUAAAAUAUAUGUUUUUAUGUGUGCAAGAAUUGAUAAGCAAAUUAAAAGCAAACCAGUUAACUGCUAAAUUUUUUUAAAAGUGCUUUUACUGUGCAAGGCAGAAUACAUUAUAGCUAUGUCUUUUUUGUUUCCUUUAAAAAAUGUAUUUGUUAUUUUCUAUUGGCAACCAUCAGCUGUUUAUGACAGAGAGCCUUUUGAAUUUUGAAUGGCAAGGAUUUCAAGGUUUUUUCCACAGCAUUGCAACCAUUACAAGAAUGAUAGCAUUUUUUUUUUUUUUGGCUGUAAAGUGAAGGCAUGUAUUGAACUUGUUUAUAUUUAUGUUUCUUUCAUUGCCUUCCUUCAUAUUUUUUAGUUGUGAUGAAUAAUCCUAUGAUGUGUGUGUGUGCUCGCGCCUGUGAGUGCUAGUAUGAAAUGAGGAGCACAUUCAUACCAGUUCAAUGCUUUGCUGUGGAGAUAGCCCCAUAUCACCUCAUCUGAAGAUGAAACGGGCACACACUAGUGAAGUCGAAGCGAAGGCUCCGUCGGACCUUCCUGUGGCGCCACUAUUUCUAGGAUGUGCCCCAAUACAUGCAGGCACUGUUAUGCCAGUAUAAUUGUAUUCAUUGUCCUCACAGCAAGGCUGCUGAUGAAAUAUUCCUCGCACAAUUUUAGGUUGAAAGAUGAAAAUUUCAACACACUGGACCGAACAGGAAGAGAGAAUGCAUUUAGGGUAGCAUAGCAACCAAAAAGAUUGUUUCUCAAACUUAAAAACCUUAGUGCUAGAAUUGUCUUUAAAAUGGCAUUUUUUCUGUGUAUUUUACAAGUAUUGUCUUAUUUCCCUCCCUUAAAUUUGUGCUUAGUAAGCUAGAAAGAUUGUGUAAUGAGACUGAAAAUGAGUUUUGUGAUCUGCAGCAGGGUAGCAAGGGUACCGUCAGCGUCACCCUACCCCACCCCACCACCCCUGGUGUGCACUGAGCGAACGACAAUGGUGUUGACCAUGCAGCGAGGCGCCAGUCCGCAGUGCGCGGGCUAGUACAACAACAUGUUUGUGUAUCAGUAUGGGCGGUAAAUUUCGCAAGUGUCGCUGGGUGAAAACGGAUACGGGCGCGCUCACCCACGCACGCACGCACUUGCACUCACACGCGCACACACGCAAAAUCGCCGCCGCCUGCCGCCUGCCGCGUCGCCCUCGGUCGUUACAGAGUGUACACACCCGCGACGCGGCCCACCGGCCAGUCGGUGUCGUCAAGCUGAGCGACAAGAGAGCGUGCGCUAAAAGUGCAAUGAGCAAGGAACUAGCCGUCAUCAUUCGCUUCGAAGAUCCAUUUCACCAUGGCUGUUUGUUAGCCUGCAGCUGUUCUCUUUUGCCGAAAGCGAAGUACCCUACCCAUCACCUUGUCCUUUCCCGGCCACCUAUUCCCGGAUUCAAGCGUGCAUGCUGUGCAGAUACAGCCUAUAAGAGAACACACGUAGUCGGUGACUGAAGCUGUAGACCAAAUGUCAGCAGUUGUCAAGACUCUCGAUUCGAAGAGAGCAGGAAAUUCUACAGUUCCUACCCACACUACAAACAGCAUCGAAAUCUAGACCGGACAUCCGUGUAAUUUGAUUUUCUCAUCAGCGUUGAUGUGCAGUGAUGGCCACCAGCGAGAAAUACUGACCACAGAGUUGUAGUCACACUGUCAACCAAGCCGGCUUUAACUGACACCAGCAUUUUUCUGUUCGAGCAUCCCAGAUCGCUGCGAUCUUUCUUGCACGAAGCCAGUUUCGCUAGAGUGGGAGGAAAAAAAUCUUCAGAGCGUGUCAUCAUUGUCGUCAUCUUCUCAGCAGCGUCAUUUAUACUUCAUUUCAUUUUGACGUCAUCUUGUGACUGGAAGCCUGUGUUGGAGCUGAUUGACAAGAAACGCCCAGCUGUGCACAAUGCAUCAUGGACAUAAUCUUUAGCCAGCAGGCAUUCAGGGUGUUGCCUUUUUAUAUGCAAGUUGUAUUUAAUCUGCUCGAGUCUUGCGUUGCGGUAGUCGUACAACUUUGAAGAUGAGUUUAGACGUACCGCCGGGCCUCACAGAGCUCCUACAAGAGUUCGCUGUAUGCGUUCUGCGCGAGAGACCGUCAGACCUUGUCAGCUUCGCGGCCAACUACUUCAACAGGCUGAACGACAACAAAACGAGGAACACUGUACAAAAGAAUGAAGCGGUGCGGUUCACGAGUCCAGACACCAAAGCGGUUGGCGAAGACGAGCCAAUGCUGACAGAGUCAGACGAAGAGGUAGAACCACCGCCUGUGGCGGUGCGACUCCGCCGAAAGUCAGUCUCGGCGGAAGGCUACGACCCGGAGGCCGACGAAGAUGAUGGGGAGAGAAACAUCGUCUACCCCAAAAGCGACGAGCAGCGACGGCGCCUGCGAGACGCCGUCAAGCACACACUGCUGUUCCGCUCGCUGGACCAGGAGCAGAUGCAGGUAGUGCUGGACGCCAUGUUUGAGAAGACGGUGGAGAACGGCGACCACGUCAUCAAGCAAGGUGACGACGGUGACAAUUUCUAUGUCAUCGACAAAGGGCGGUUCGACAUCUUCGUGGAUGUGGACGGGCAGCCCAGAUUGGUGGGCCGCUACCGCAACGAGGGCUUCUUUGGGGAGCUGGCGCUGAUGUACAACAUGCCACGCGCCGCCACCAUCGUGGCUAGCUCGCCGGGCUCCCUCUGGGCCCUGGACCGGGUUACGUUCCGACGCAUCGUCCUGAAGGCGGCCUUUCUCAAGCGCAAGGCCUACGAAGGCCUGCUGGAGAGCGUGCCCAUGCUCAAGUCCCUUGACGCCUACGAGCGCAUGAACGUAGCCGACGCCUUGCAGUCCAAGGUCUUCGAAGACGGCGAGCUGAUCAUCAAGCAGGGAGACGUGGCUGACUGCAUGUACUUCGUGGAGGAGGGCCGCGUGCGCAUCGUCAUGCGCGGCAAACCAGAAGCUAACCACCUCACGGGGGAGGAAGAGGUGGAGGUCAACAUCAUCGAGAAAGGAGGCUACUUCGGGGAGCUGGCGCUGGUGACGCACAAGCCACGCGCAGCUUCAGCCUACGCCAUGGGCCGCGUCAAAUGUGCCGUACUAGACGUGCAGGCUUUCGAGCGGCUGAUGGGGCCCUGUAUGGACAUCAUGAAACGCAACAUCGACGUCUACGAGGAACAGUUAGCCGCGAUAUUUGGGCAAAAAGUCAACAUGGACGACCUCCGUUGAACGAUAAAUGCCGCUACUUGACCUUUCUUCCUCCACAGAAGUUGAAAAAAAAAAGAAAUCCAUUCUGUCUUUAAAUAUUGUUCUGCUGGAAUUCUUCACCUGGAACUGUCUGCUUGCUGCUGUUGAGGUCUGUGGUACUUUUAUGAGUAGCAGCGAUGUGUUUUUGUAUUAAGAGCAGAUGUCAAGAAGUGGUCCACACCCUGAUAAACGUUCUGUCAAGUUGGAUGUGAAACUAAGUAAAUGUUACCAGUGAGCAAAUACCCACCUUUCCCUUCUUUCCCGACAAUUCCGAUUAUUCUGUGGCCAGGACAGCACUGAAUUAAAAGUAUGGUGUAUCUUGCUUAAUUUGAACCUUCCUCUUCAUAAAGAAUCAUUAUUUUCUCUACAGUACUGUUAAACGGUUGUAAUAUAAACAGUAUUAAUAAGGAGAUCUGAGGUAUGUAAAGUGUUCCCCGCUUAGAAAUUCUCAACUUGUACCCACAGUUUUGUCUCCCAAAGAGCAGUCAUGAGCUUGUGUGUUCCCAACUUUAAAAAAAAUUCUAUGAUGGUUUUUCUCGUUCUUAUGUAAAGAUGUGGUUGUUUACUUAUUUUUCGAUGUUUACUGAUUUAUUAAUGAAGUUUUCUUCUGACAACA